Molecule: messenger RNA, 3274 nt
Organism: Xyrauchen texanus (razorback sucker)
Lineage: Eukaryota; Metazoa; Chordata; Actinopteri; Cypriniformes; Catostomidae
Product: X-linked retinitis pigmentosa GTPase regulator-like
Exons: 17
Coding region: 43-2214 (723 amino acids)
Source: RefSeq, a predicted model, not a curated record
CUUGGACGCACAUCCUAGAACCCUAGGAGUAGUCCGGAGGAGAUGGCAGGAGAGACAGAAGAUGAGAUCCCUGAUACCGGAGCCGUCUUCACUUUUGGAAAGAGUAAAUUUGCAGAUAACGCUCCCAGUAAAUUUUGGCUAAAAAAUGACGUUCCUUUGAGAAUAUCCUGUGGAGAUGAGCACACAGCACUGGUAACAGAAAAUGGGAAGCUGUUUAUGUUUGGCAGCAACAACUGGGGACAGCUGGGCCUCGGAACAAAGACCACUAUGAAUAAGCCCACUCGUGUGAAAGAUCUGCAGUCAGAGAGGGUGAAUCUUGUGGCCUGUGGAAGAUCUCACACACUUGUAUACACGUACCGUGGUAACCUGUAUGCCUCUGGAGGGAAUAAUGAGGGGCAGCUCGGCCUUAAUGACUGUGAUGACAGGACCUCCUUCCACCUCGUGGACUUCUUCAGCAAGGAUAGACAAAUCAAAAUGCUCGCUGCAGGUUCCAAUACAUCCGCUGCACUCACACAGAACGGAAGGCUCUAUAUGUGGGGCGAUAACUCUGAGGGACAGAUUGGUUUGGGGAAGGAGAAUAAUGCACUGACUCCGUGUGAGGUUUCUGUAGGGAAACGGGUGUCCUGGGUGUCUUGUGGAUAUUACCAUUCUGCUUUUGUCACCGUGGAUGGGGACUUGUUUACGUUUGGAGAAAGGGACAGUGGGAAGCUCGGGUUGUCCACCGAGAAGCUGGCCAAUCAUAAAGUGCCUCAACAAGUGACGGGCAUCUCUGAUAGGGUGGUGCAGGUGGCCUGUGGAGGAGGGCACACUGUGGCACUUUCAGAGCACGUGCUGUAUUCGUUUGGCCUGGGUCAGUUCGGGCAGCUUGGUCACGGGACCUUCAUAUUUGAGUCUCGUUUACCCAGAGUGGUGGAGCAUUUCAGGAGGGGCAGAGUGAAACAUGUGGAGUGUGGAGAGAAUCAUACAGCGGUCAUAACUGACAGUGGCCUUUUGUACACUUUUGGCGAUGGCCGCCAUGGCAAACUAGGUCUUGGAGAAGAGAACUUCACCAACCAGUUCAAACCAACCCUGUGUCCAAGAUUCCUCAACUACCACGUACAGUCUGUGACAUGUGGUGGAUGUCACAUGCUUGUGUUGGCCAUGCCCAGGGCUGAAGGCUCAAAGGAUUUGAUCCUGGAGGAAGAUGAUGUGACUGAAGACUACUUUGAGAAGUCCUAUACUGAGCUACUGGGUGACACGCACAGUCAGACCACACUAAACCGAAGUCUCUCAGCUCGGGUUAGACGCAGGGAACGGGAGUGUUCACCAGAUCAAUCUGGACCGAUGUUCCGAACUCUUCCAACCCUGAGUGGAAAUCAGUUUAGUGCAGCAUUACCUGUUUCAAACCAAACAUGGCACUCCCACAGUGACCAACCAGGAAAGAUCCCUCACACCAGCCUCCAGAUUCCUGUUACGAGAGAGACUUCUCUCAAUGAAAGAAGCAGUACGGAGGAUAAUGAAAGUGUAAAAGAUCUUGGAGAAACCACUGAUUUAUUAAACCUGACUCAUGUAAUGAAGAUGGAUGCUUUGGAUAAAACCCUCACAUUGUCUCCAAUGCAGAAGGAGAAAGGUCACCAAACUCUCGAGUUUUGCACAGAUGAGACCAAUGGAAAUGAAGGAGACCUAGGAGAUUUGGAAGAAGAUGAUGAUGAUGACGAUGAUGAGGUGGAGGAUGAGGACGAGGAACAGGAGACAGAUGUAGAAGAAGGGGAAAAGUCAGAGAAUAAUCAGAAGGAAGAAGUUUUAGAUGAGAAGAGAAAGCAAACAGAGAAGCAGGAGCAACGGAUUAUAGAGCCAGAUUUACAGAAAAAGGAGAGCAUCAAAGAGGCAUCUGUCCCUGAUGGACCAAUGAUAGAACAUCCCAAUCCUGCUUCCCGCUUGAAGGAGGAGACACAGUCAGAUAAGAAUGGACUUAGACAAGACAAACCAAAGACUUUUUUUGACUCUAGGACCAGGCUUUCUAUUUUCAAGAAGAGAUCUUCCACUAAAGGCAACCAGCCAGCUGAUAAAGCUGAAAACCUAGCUGAGGGCACCUCAUCGGGCAGACCUGCAGCUGAUGGCCCAAUUGCAAACUCAGAGAUUCGAGGGCCAGAGAGUUCUAGCAGUGAACCUCACACAGGAUCCCGGACCACAGGGGCCGAACGGUCACACUCUGCCACCUGCAAUCUGCUUUGACACUUUUCAGCUGCUUUAUUGUGCAGAACACCAGCAUGAACAUGCUGUUUUGUUGACACCAUCGUCUGGAUUUAAAACUGGGACUGGAACAAAAAGUGGAAUUAGGCAAUGGUUUAAACUGUGGCAUAAUGUCCUGUUGGUGUUGUUGGUGUCGAUGGCACUGUGCCUUGUGCUGCAAAGCAGAUUACUGAACAUAACUAGCUUUAACUAGCUUUUGUUUUUUGUUACGACAUUGUAAAAUGUUAUUUCCAUUAUGUUUGUAGUGUGUGUGAUGCUAAUAUUUGUAUAACUUUUCUAUGAAAAUAAUCUUCAGAAUCAUUUGAAGAUUAAUUUACUGAUAUAUGGUGUAUUUUACAAAUAUAAUUAUGUGUGUGUGUGUGUGUGUGUGUGUGUGUGUGUGUGUGUGUGCGCGCGCACGUGUGUAUUUUAAACCAAUUUAUUUACAUUUUAUUAAAGGAAUAUUCCAGGUUCAAUAUUAGUUAAGAUUAAUCGAAAGUAUUUGUGGCAUGUUGAUUACUGAUGUUGUAUUUCGAUGCAACCCAAUGGAAGUGAAUGGGGCCAAUUCGAGGGGUUUAAUGGCAGAAAUGUGAAGCUUCCUAUUUUAUCGACGCACUCAUAUUAAUCUGUUAAAACUUGUGUAUUAUUUGAGCAGUGCAUUUGUUUAAAUCACCAUUUUUUUACAGUGGUUUAAUGUUUUUUUUUGUUGUUGUUGUGUCAUCAUGGCAAUUAAGCUGUAAAACUAGAACUUUACACAGAAAAAGUUAGUAAGAGAUGAUAUCACACUAAAAUCUCAUUAACAUGCAUAUUAUUUAUUUCUUGUGGCUAUACUUUUGAAAUAGUGAAUAUUUAAAUGUUUACAGAUUAGCCCCAUUUACUUCCAUUGUUAGUGCCUCACUGGAACCCAGAUUUAUUUUUCUUUUUUUUUUUUAAGAAAAUGUGAGACAAGUCAAAAUUAUUAUUAUUUAAAUAUUUUUGUAAUCAACAUUAUGCCACAAAUGCUGUUGAUAGAGCUUACCUUGUAUUAAGUCUAACUGGAAUAUUUCUUUAAAUACACUCAAGG